Messenger RNA from Micropterus dolomieu (smallmouth bass), 2292 nucleotides. RefSeq names its product putative monooxygenase p33MONOX. The transcript has 8 exons. The record is from RefSeq and is a predicted model, not a curated record. Gene Ontology annotation, cellular component: cytoplasm. Lineage: Eukaryota; Metazoa; Chordata; Actinopteri; Centrarchiformes; Centrarchidae. The coding region runs from base 350 to 1339 and encodes 329 amino acids.
AGGUGUGUUCAACAUGGUGCCGUGUGGAUGUCUCGGCGCUCCGUUUAGUCCUUGCAUGUCCAAAAGUCAUGGAUGAACCGAGCUGUGAACAAACAUACAGUAUUUGUUCGUUCAGUCAGUCAGCGCGGCGCGACUGUGACAAAGAAAUCACUGUAGCUGUGGAAUAAUUUCAACAGGAGAGAAAAUAGGUACCUACUGACCGGAGCAGGCCUUUGUCUGAUGGCCCUGUAAAACUGUGUGAUGUCAUGUGACGAGGUCUUCAGGUUUGGAGUCCAAAGCAAAGCAGACUGGACCAUCACACUGUCACCCUCCAAUCUCCUGUGGUCAGCCCCUCUGAUCUGGUGUCAAAAUGGCCUCAAAACGCGGAGACAUUCCAGCAGUUGAGUCUGGCAUGCCACCUGGACUCUUUGGUGCCUUUUCGUCUCCCAUUGGAAUAACUCGGCACAAUAUCAGCUAUGACGAGCACAUGGAUUCCCCCAUGCAUUCACCACCUACAGACUUCACUGUCAAAAUCUUAUGGAAAGACCCCGUGAUCCCACAGCACAAGUUCAGGAACACUGCAGAGGAAGGCGAGAGCGGAGGGAAGUUGCUGACUUUUGAGGCACCAGUGCCAGCCAAGUCCCCAGUGCCUGUUGUGAAAGCCAAAGCCACCACUUUAAUGAGCUCUCUUAUGAUCAAGCACACCCAGGAGAACCUACAGAGGUUUGAGCACCAGGCAGGGCUGACAGAUGCCGGGUAUUGUCCCCACAAGGGGCUCUCUGCUGAGGACACCCGCUUUCACCGACUUGGGGAUGGCACACUGCCGAAGUUGAGAAUGCCAAGCGGGGACUUCAAGGAGGACAGGCUUACGACAUCAGCACAAUCCACCCCAACUGGCACCCCUUCUGUCACCCCCUCCGUCACCCCCUCAGUCACCCCCUGUGUUAGUCCCCACGCAUCACCGGCUCUUACUCGCAGGAGCUGGUUCCAGCUGAGUCCUGCGCCUUUUAUUGCCACCCCAGAACUCAGCAGUCCCAACCCUAGCACAGACAUGGGAGGAAAUGAGGGAGCAGGAGGAGAGAGGUGGAGCUUCUUUGGAACUCGAUCUGUAGUACAGAAGUCCCCCACUGACCCAGGCUCUGACACAAGCACAGGCUUCUCGCUGCAGUCCUACUUUGGGAUGCAGAAGUCCUCUACCAUGGAUGGCACCAACAGCCAGGUGAACUUCAAGGUGGAGGAUCCUGCCAACUUCAUGCCCCCCAAAAUUGAAAUCUCUGGCAUUGAGGCCAAGCGGGCGCCUCCACGGCCACACAAACUUAAACCUCGGGACAUGAAUGUUUUAACACCUUCAGGCUUCUGAAGCCGGACCAGCUGUGUAGUUACACCUCUUACUCAGCUGUGUAGUACCACAUCUCAUUUUCUCUGACCAUCUGGUUUCUCAUUUGUUUUCCUGACUUCCUCUGUCCCCUCUGUCUCCCUCCAACUUUGCUGAGGCCGAGAGGAAUGAGGACCAUUUCCACUUAUAGUAUUAGCUCACCAGCCCCAGAGAUGACAUCACACCUCCCAGUGGACCUAAACAAAUGGGUUGCUCUCUUCUUUUCAUCCACGCCAUCCCCUUCCUAUACCUUCCAACUCAUUGGUCCAAAUAAAACACUGAAUGAUGUAACUUAAUUUGCCAUCCCAAAAGAUGCCACUGCUUUGUAUUAUUAUUGUUCUGUUAUGUAAUUGGUGCAUUGGCAUGCAUUGCCUUGCUGUCCUCGUUCCAUUGACUGUAUUGGCACGAGAUUGAAGUUGUUGAAAUAUCUUGUCAGUCCUUUGCUCUUUAGCACUGCUUCUCAUAUAAAAACUGACCAGCUAUUUCACAUUAAGCUCAGUUGCCUCAUUUGUAUUAUUUUUAUUUUAGAUAACUCACAGAUCUGUAGUUGUGUAGUGCUUUUCUCUGUUAGCAUGCAGGGUGUAGUGUGGUAUGACUGUGCCUAAACUUGCGUUUGCCAUCUAAGCUCAGCAUUUGGUUGUUGUUUUUUCACUGCUGACCUGAAGUGAAUUUUUUUUUAAUUGUAUUUUCAACACUUUUCAUUCUAAAUGGUAGUUGGUAUGUCUGGUUUAUCACAUUUUUAUAUUGCAUCGUGAUAUUGUUUCACUGUGCUAUAAAAAUACAAAGCAUUGAAGUUGUCUAUUUCAAUUUUGCAUUUUGUUGUCCACAAUCCAUGCUGUUUGAUUUAAAAGAAAAGGCUCAAUUCCAUUAAGUAAUUGCACAACGGAGAUCGGCUCCCACUUACAUCUGUAAAUAAAUCUGAUACUAACAAGCGAAAA